GAAAGCAGCUCUUGCCAAAAGGUUGUGUUUAGUGAUAUUUGGCAUCUCUUUAAACCUGGAGAUGAAAUUAUGGAGGGGAAACUUCCGCAAGCCUACCGAGUUAUCAGCGUUAAUUCUAAGAAGCAUAGAUUCAAACGACAAUCACGGUGGGUAAGUGAUGCCAAAGUAGCUAUCGAUUAUGGUCCUGUCACUGUCCACUGUGUCUGCAUAGAUUACGAUGGCAAACUCCUUGGCCCAGUUUCGAAGCAUUUCACAAUACAGGAGUAUGAAGGAGAACAGAAUGUUACCUCACUGCCAGUCUAUCCACUUCGUUUCUAUAAAGAGAUGAACCGUGAAGUGCUGGUCGAUAGAGGCAAGCUCUUUCUUGAAACAGCAGGUGUGAAACACAUGCACUGUACAGGACUCACUCUUGACACACGAGACGAAGUUGACAGUCAGGUAAUGAUUGAUUUCGAAGAAGCUCUACUUCAGCACCAAAGUUGGGUACCCUCUAUCGAAAAUUUAGCAAACGCUGCUCCAGACUCAGAAGUGGAAAAUGAGGAAGAAGGUGUCAACAAUUGUGAUUCAAUUUGUUGCAAAUCAGAGAUAUGCCGCAAUGAUUCAUGUGUUGAUCGUAAUCGCAAAAAAAGUUUCAUUGGAAGUCAGUAUUCCACUGUCAGUUGGAGGUAUUCAUCUUUAACACUUGUCCCACGAAGCCUACAAGAGGCUCGAGGUGACAAUUUUCCAAGUCAAGACGAGUUGUUAAUCAUGUCAUACCGUGUGUUUGGCUUUAUUUUACGUAGUCGAAAAUGGGCAAAGUUGAAUCUUGGAGAUAUUACCGAGGUAAGGCGAGUUGACGACAAGAAUGGCUUUGAUCAAUUGGUAUUACCCAAGGGCCAUAAGGAUAUGGUGAAGUGUCUAAUCAGACAACAUUUCAGAGAGAAAGAGUCGAAGUUGGCAGAUAAGGAUGAAAUGGAUAUCGUGCGUGGGAAAGGUAAAGGAUUGAUCAUGCUCUUGCAUGGAGCACCUGGGGUGGGAAAAACUUCCACUGCAGAAUGCGCAAUGCUCUUGUAGCGGUUUUUCUGCGUGUUUUGGAGUACUACGCAGGCAUACUUUUCCUCACCACAAAUCGGGUUGGUGCUUUUGACGAGGCCUUCACGUCCAGGAUUCACGUCAGUCUCUACUAUCCACAACUUAAUUGGAAUUCCACCCUGGAGAUAUUCAAAAUGAAUAUGCAACGGGUGAAAGACAGAUUUGUGAAAAGAAACAGAGAUUUUGAGAUCGACGGGACAUCUAUUGGUGCUUUUGCAAAGAGUUAUUUUGAUGGAAACAGGGAAGGGAGAUGGAAUGGGCGUCAAAUUCGCAAUGCAUUCCAAACGGCACUCGCUCUUGCCGAAUACGAUGCUCAAGGAGACGGUGAUGCUAUAAGUCUCACUGACAACACCAACAAAAAAGUGAUUUUAAAGGGAAGCCAUUUCGAAAUAGUGUCAGAAGCGUACCUUGGAUUUGCUAAUUACCUGAAAGAAGUAAAUCAUGGGGUUGGUGUGGCCAAGAGAGCUCUUGAUAGGAGUUAUCGAGACGAUGAUUUUGGAGAGCCCAAGAGUGCAAGUUGGAGUCGUCUUGAGGAACGGAGAGGGGGUAUUUCGCCAACACCAUCCGUAACAUCAAAUCAACGCCAUCUACCCGAUCACAAUUUCCAGGAUGAUUACCGUCAACAGUUUUCUAGAAUGACGCGGUCAGGUGUACCAGUUAGCAACUAUGAUCAGUCAUAUCACGGUAAUCAUUACCAAGAUCCAGGCUUGAACUCGAAUUUUCUGAACAGCGGAGAUGGACGACAAUCUCGGGCAACGGGGCCAAACCGUGGUAACAACUUCCCUCAAGACACUCAAAGUUUCCGAGAAGACUCCAGCGAUGUGAGAGAUCUUGGUCGGAACUAUACAACCUCGAGUGAGCGUGGAAUGAGGACAGCUGCAGCUCAACACCCCAGUCAACUUCGUCAAGGCUCACAAGCCUGGUCUACAUCUGACAGAAUGGAGAGAAAUAAUAGCUCCAACUAUGCAAGCUAUCCUUCGGGUCCAAACACGUUUGGAAUGGAAAAAAGAGGCUUCUAUACUGAGGAUGAAUAUGACAACCAAUCGGAGCUUCCUAGUAUGGGGGUAGAGGAACAGAGAACGAACUCUGGAGGGUUUCAAAACACAACUAGUCAAGGCUAAGAUGAUUGGAUUGCAUAACCUUACCACUACACUCUCUCGCCCGCUUACUUUAUAAAGCAACAGAAAUAUAAUCUACCUUCUUCUUUAAACCCCAAAAAAUCGUCAUGUAACUACACUAGUGAAACGAGCUCCUCUUCACUAUAAACACCCCUCUACACCAUUUCCUAAUUGUAAGUAUUUGAGUUGCAUUUAGCAACCCAUUCAGUAUGGCUUGCUGCUAACCCAAAUAUAAACAAUAUCCUGCUUA
Molecule: messenger RNA, 2439 nt
Organism: Botrytis cinerea B05.10
Lineage: Eukaryota; Fungi; Ascomycota; Leotiomycetes; Helotiales; Sclerotiniaceae
Exons: 5
Coding region: 1035-2192 (385 amino acids)
Biological process (GO): intracellular signal transduction; lipid metabolic process
Molecular function (GO): phosphatidylinositol-4,5-bisphosphate phospholipase C activity
Source: RefSeq, a predicted model, not a curated record